AUGGCUGCAGAACAGAGAAAGCUGCUCGAGCAGCUUAUGGGCGGCUCUGCCAGUACCCGCGCCGCCUCGCUUUCCAUGACCGACCCCAAAGUCUGCAGAUCCUUCCUCGUCGGCACAUGUCCUCACGAUCUCUUCACAAAUACCAAGCAGGACCUGGGACCCUGCCCGAAACAGCACUCCGAGGCGCUCAAGGCUGAGUACGAGGGGCUGUCGGAGAAGGACAAGCAAAAGUAUGGAUUCGAGUACGAUUACAUGCGAGAUCUCCAAAAGUACAUCGACGACUGCAACAGGAGGAUAGACUCGGCGCAACGCCGACUCGAAAAGACGCCCGAUGAGAUCCGUCAAACAAACGCUCUGUUGAAAAGCAUAUCAGAACUCUCCUCCACCAUCCACAACGGCACCCUCGAAGUCGAAAUCCUAGGCGAGAUGGGCGAAGUGUCUCGCGCCAUCGAUGAGUUUUACCGCGUGCGACAAGCGCAGCAGACGAAAAUCGACCGCGAGAAGGAGCUCAAGGCUCUCUCCGACACUUCGGGCCCGUCCGGCCACCAGAAGCUCCAGGUCUGCGACGUCUGUGGCGCCUACCUGAGCAGACUAGACAACGACCGCCGUCUAGCGGACCACUUUUACGGAAAGAUGCACUUGGGCUACGCGCAAAUGCGCAAGACAUUUGACGCAUUCCCGAAGGAGAUGCGCCAUCGCCAGCGGGCGCCGAUCGAGGACGACAAUAUGGGGCCUGGUGGUCCCAGAGGACCCAGAAGUGGCGGUGGUUAUCGCGGUCGCGGAGGCAGAGGAUACCGUGGCGGAUGGUAA
Colletotrichum spaethianum is the source of this 810-nucleotide messenger RNA. RefSeq names its product U2 small nuclear ribonucleoprotein A'. Gene Ontology annotation, molecular function: mRNA binding. Lineage: Eukaryota; Fungi; Ascomycota; Sordariomycetes; Glomerellales; Glomerellaceae. Bases 1 to 810 code for a protein of 269 amino acids. Gene Ontology annotation, cellular component: U1 snRNP; U2-type prespliceosome. The record is from RefSeq and is a predicted model, not a curated record. The transcript has 2 exons. Gene Ontology annotation, biological process: mRNA splice site recognition.